CUUUGACAGAAGAAAUUUUAAAGUUUUAACAGGUUGUAAUUUUUGGAAAACUUUGUUUUUCUUUAAAAAUAAAGUGAUUUAUUUAUACUAGACUGCAUAAUUAUUAAAAUGAGUGACAGUAGUAGUGAUGAAUGUGAUACACAACAUGUUUUAUUCAAAAAUAGACCAGAAUGGAGCGAUGUUACACCUUUAAAGCAAGAUGACGGUGACGAGCCAGUUGUCCUUAUUGAUUAUACUGAAGAAUUUGAAGACUGCUUUGACUAUUUUCGAGCUAUAGUACAAAAAAAGGAAUAUUCCGAUAGAGCAUUACAGUUAACUAAAACUGCAGCUAGUUUAAAUCCAGCCAAUUAUACUGUUUGGCAGUACAGGCGAGAAAUACUUAAAUCGCUUGGUAAAGAUUUACAUGAGGAAUUAGAUUAUAUAGGUAAAGUUAUUUUGAAGCAAACCAAAAAUUACCAAGUUUGGCAUCACAGACGCAUUAUAGUUGAAUGGUUACAAGAUCCAUCAAAAGAAAAGUAUCUCACAGAAGAAGCGUUGGCUAAAGAUCCCAAGAAUUAUCAUGCUUGGCAACAUAGACAGUGGGCUAUAAAGACUUUCAAUUUAUAUGAUGAAGAAUUAGCUUACGUGGAUCAGCUUUUAAAAGAGGACGUAAAAAAUAAUUCUGCAUGGAAUCAAAGGUAUUUUGUAGUAAACAAUACAACAGGCUUUACAGAACAAAUUCUUAAUAAUGAAAUAGAUUAUACAUUGGGAAAGAUAAAGCUUUUAAUAGAAAAUGAAAGUUCAUGGAACUACCUAAGAGGUCUUCUUGUGCAUGAUAAGAAAGGUAUAAGUCAUAACAAAAAGGUGGCCGAUUUCUGUGAAACUUUAUACAAUGAAGGAAACAGAUCACCAUUUCUUUUAGCAGUGAUUGUUGAUAUGUGUUCAGAGCAGUUGACCUACGAUGGGGGUGAUGGUGAUAGCAUUUAUACUGUAAUGAGAGCCAAAGAGUUGUGUAAUGAUCUAGCAACUCAGUAUGAUACUAUUAGAGCAAAAUAUUGGGUGCAUAUGGCAGAAACUAUAGAAAAACAGGCCAAAGAACAAGAUAUUCAAGAUACCUCUUCAAGUACAAAAUAAAAAAAUUAUAUUUUAUUUUGCAAUUUUUUUGGUUUAUACAUGCCAGUGACUUGUGAACUUUUAACAAACUUAUUUUGUACAAGAAAACAUACUGUAUAAGAAAGAAUAUUGAAUAUGUUUAUAUAUAUGCAAAUUUAUUAGUUACAAGUUAUAAUAUGAUUAUAUUGGCUUGAUUAAGCUCGGCUAUGAAUUUGAAUAUUUGAACAUUCUUUUUAAUUCAAAAUUUUUGUUUUUCUGAAAUAUUUUAAUUAAUUUAAUAGACAAGUAAAAGGUAAGAAAACAUGAAAUACUAUAAUAAAUAAUGGAAUUUUGAAGGAAAAACUAGCAUCAUACUAGUUGGAAAUACUAAAAAUAAGUAAAUGUGCUUGUUCUGAUUAUUAGUGUAUUAAUAUAUAUUUAUGUUAAUAUUCUACCUAAUAAAAGUUAAGCUUAACAACGAAAAGAAAUUCUGUCAUAGAAGAGACAAAAUUAUGCAAUUUAUCACUACAGUUUAUCAACUGUAAUUGGAAAUUACAACUAAGGAAAGACUUUUAGUCAUGCUUUGCUUGAAAACUACUUUGGUUGACUGUUAUUUUUGUUUCUGUAUUUAUAUAUGUAUAAAAAAUGUAUUUGUGAGUGUCACCAAAAAGAGAAACAUUCAAGUAUUAUGAAAUAAAAAUUUUGUUUUUCUGUUAA
This is a messenger RNA of Sitophilus oryzae (rice weevil), 1788 nucleotides long. RefSeq names its product protein farnesyltransferase/geranylgeranyltransferase type-1 subunit alpha (gene Fnta). The record is from RefSeq and is a predicted model, not a curated record. Gene Ontology annotation, molecular function: CAAX-protein geranylgeranyltransferase activity; protein farnesyltransferase activity. Gene Ontology annotation, biological process: protein geranylgeranylation; protein farnesylation. The coding region runs from base 109 to 1113 and encodes 334 amino acids. NCBI's taxonomy places the organism in Eukaryota, Metazoa, Arthropoda, Insecta, Coleoptera, Curculionidae. Gene Ontology annotation, cellular component: cytoplasm; CAAX-protein geranylgeranyltransferase complex; protein farnesyltransferase complex. The transcript has 6 exons.